AUGGCAGACGAAAACGACUUCUCGUCCUUUGAUGAGACAGAGUGGAAGGCCCAAGAUGCCGCCGAUGACCGCGAGAUAGCCAAGCUUCUCGGCGACUCUCAGGACACCGGCGGCGCUGGCAUCAAUUUCGAUGCCGUAGAGUUCGACCAGACUGGCAAAGCCGACGACGCUGAGGACUUUGAAGACAUUAGUGAUGAUGACUUACCGGACGAGGAACCCAGUGCCGGUGUCUCCAUGGAGAUGCCAGGAUUAACAGACGAUGGAGGUACCAGUAACGACGCAGAUGACCUCUUUGGCGAGGGUCCAUCCUCACCUGAUCCGAUUCUCGGCCCUUCCUCUCCUGCGCCUCACGUUCGCGAUACAGACACUGGCGAUGAUACGCAGACCAUCGACGCGGGCCUAAGCUUUCCUGGAAUUAAUUUCGACCCAGAACCUCAUCUUGAUAACCAAGAUCACGACAUCCCCGCCCCCGCCGAAACCGUCGAAGAUCUACUCAAAGCCACAUGGCCUGCUUACAAGAAAGGACACAUUCUGACAUGGAGCGAACUUCUUCCAGCCAAGAAGGCUACUUGGAAGGAGAAGAAGCCCACAAAGAAGCCCAAAAAACUCGUCACCAGCAAGCUUACGCUCGACCUCGCUCCCGAUCAAGAGAAACUCUUUCGAAUCCCCGGUACCGCCACGAUAACCCGCAAGGCUAGACAGGGAGAAGAGAGGGGUCUGGUAUACUGUGGUCUUGACCAAGAAGGUCAGGCCGAAGAUAAUGUCCAGUUCGAUCUCGAUCAAGACUCCGAUUCCGAAACGGUUGCCGGUUUUAGUUUACGCGAUAUCGAACUCGCCUGCGAAGACUGGAACGCCCACAUUGCCACGAUUGAGGCUGAAUUUGAGGCCCGGCAAUCUGCUGAGCGAGAGAAACAACAGGCACAGAAGCGUACACAUGAAGAUGAGGAUGAAGAAUGGGAUGCAGAGUUUAUGAUGGACCUCGGAGACGAUGAACCGCCACGACCAAAGAAGCGCAAGACGAUCAAGCUUGGCCUGCCAGAAAUCCCCCGCUACGCUGCGCCUUCAUUCGAUAAUUUCGAGGACGCAACCCGCAGAGGUGCCAAGCGCGUCCAGCUGGAUAUGAGUGAUCCUUACCUGCUUAUCGAAACCCAAGAUCUUCAACGAAACGCCAAGCGACCUCGUACAGACAACAAACUGACGCGCAUGGCAAACGGCAACCUCGGUCGGGGUGUCGCCAAUCGAUUCAAUAUUUCCAACGACGAGGCAUACGAGGCAUUGAAGGAGAACCACCAGAGCAAGGUUCGCGCCACACUCGGCAACAUUUCCGUCGAACACAGUAUGCCUGCUAUCAAGCUGUCGUGGCCGUACUACAAAGUUAAGCUCGGAGGUACGACCGACGAGUACCAUCGUCCCCGAUUCAGGUACAAGAAGUUUGCUAGUCAUAUCAUCAAGUUCGCGAAGCCUGUGCAUCAGAAGCGUAAGAUGAUGAAGGGCAAAGCACAUGAGGUCUUUCUCAAGUCUAAGGAUCUUAGUAUUAACGACAACUCAACUGCUGUCCUUUACGAGUACUGUGAGCAGCGCCCACGAGUACUCAGCAGCUUUGGUAUGGGCAAUCGCCUGAUCAAUUAUUACCGCCGAAAAGACACAAAUGAGGACGAACAACUUCCCAAACAAGAUCUGGGAGAGUAUCGUAUGCUUCUCCCCGAAGAUCGUUCACCCUUCUCUUUAUUUGGCACCGUCGAUCCUGGAGAGACUGUACCAACACUGCACAAUGAGAUGUACCGAGCUCCGGUAUUCAAACACAACCCAAGGAACAACGAUUUCUUGGUUGUGCGCAGCACCACUGGAGAAGCCGGUUCAAACUGGUACCUGCACAAGAUUGACCAUCUUUAUGUCGUUGGACAGCAGUUCCCUUCAGUCGAGGUUCCUGGCCCGCACAGUCGCAAGGUCACAAACGCCUCGAAGAACAGGAUGAAAAUGCUCGCUUUCCGCAUGAUAAGACACAGCGAUACCGAUAACUGCCAACUGUCCGAUAUCACGAAGCACAUUGCAGACUCCACUGAUACCCAAAAUCGACAGAAGCUAAAAGAAUUUCUGCAGUAUGAUAGAGAGAGUGGCGAGAAGGGUAUGUGGCGAUUGAAGCCAGGUGAGAUACUGCCCGACGAGAGCGCCAUACGGUCCAUGAUUAAGCCCGAAGAGGUUUGUCUCCUUGACGCCAUGCAGCUGGGUAUCAAGGAACUCGAGGAUGCUGGAUACGACCCUCGAAAUGCCUCGCUUGAGGAGGAUGUUCAAAACAACGACGCAGAAGGCGAAGAAGAAGACAUGGAUGAUGAAGGCAGCAAGGUCGCCAAGGGUGCAAAGAAGCAGCAAGAAAAGCAAGAAGAAACUCUUGCUGACAAGAUGGCACCAUGGAAAACGACCAAGGCAUUUAUUGAUGCUUGCGCCCAGAAAGCCAUGCUCCAGCUUCACGGUGAAGGAGAUCCGACAGGCCAUGGUCUGGGUUUCUCUUUCAUUCGUACUAGCAUGAAAGGAGGAUAUAUCGAGGCAGUUCAAGGGCCUCUUGCUACGUCUGCAGAUGCGAUGGAGCGUGAAAAGCGAGCUAAUGGUGGCCACGCCUACAACGUCAAGAAGCAGCAAGCAAUGUACGAGGAAGGUAUUCGAGAGAUUUGGGAGAAGCAGAAGACUACUCUGUCUGACGGCCAGGAACACGACGAUAAGGACGUCGCGGUGACCGAAGACGAAGACGACCGAUUUAACGUUCAAUCAGCCAUGACUCCAGCCCAGUUCGACGAUGGUACCAGCCAAAUUAGUGGUUUGACUUCCGCAAGUCGACAACAGAAACGCGCUAUCCGCAUCACUCGAGAUAUUCGAAUGCCCGAUGGCAGUACGCAAAGCCGAGUCGAAGUCGUUCACGAUCCGGUAGUGAUUUCGCAGUAUAUGAAACGGCGAACAGAAGCCGACCUUGAGAUGAGAGACUCGCGCCCUACAGGCAAUGCCGACCAUGACCGUCUUGCAGGCAUUAGAAUUAAGAAGGAGCUGGAACGACUCGAAAAGAACAAGGCCCGAAGACAAGCUCGAGAACAACAAAAAGAGCUUCAUCAAAAGGCUAGCACAGGCGACGCCGGAUCACCCAGUGUCAAUGGCGAUAAAGUCCCCACUGGAACAACCCGCAAGUGUGCCAAUUGUGGUCAGGUCGGUCACAUCAAGACCAACAAGAAGUAUGAGUCCCCCUUCUUCACCAAUUCUUUCCUUUGUUUCACCCCCUCCCUCUGUGUCUCGCGGCUGCAGAUCCUUAUGGAACGGUGCGAUAAAGACAAGGCUCGAGAGGCGAAAGCCGCAGCCAUACAGCAAGACAAAGAGCGGCGAGCCGCCGAAAAGGAAGCAGAGCGCGCAGAACAGGAAGCGGAGCGCGAGCGACAAGCUGCUUUAGUCAAGCGACUACGAGAUCAGCGAGACGCGCAACGAGCUGCUGCCGCCGAACGCCAAGAGGAAGAGAAGGCCGCGAGAAAAGCGGCCAGAGAAGAAUCGCAGCGCCAGCGCCGAGAGAAGAAGGACCUCGAGAAACAACACAAGAGAGCUCUCCGCGAACUUGAGCGUCUUCGACGCGAGGAGCGAAAUCCUACUCCAAAAUGGCGCAAUGGGAGGGGAUGGCGCUGA
This is a messenger RNA of Fusarium coffeatum, 3657 nucleotides long. RefSeq lists its product as uncharacterized. Lineage: Eukaryota; Fungi; Ascomycota; Sordariomycetes; Hypocreales; Nectriaceae. Gene Ontology annotation, biological process: transcription by RNA polymerase II; RNA polymerase II preinitiation complex assembly. The record is from RefSeq and is a predicted model, not a curated record. Gene Ontology annotation, cellular component: transcription factor TFIID complex. Gene Ontology annotation, molecular function: RNA polymerase II general transcription initiation factor activity; TBP-class protein binding; histone acetyltransferase activity. Bases 1 to 3657 code for a protein of 1218 amino acids. The transcript has 4 exons.